This is a messenger RNA of Malassezia restricta, 621 nucleotides long. RefSeq names its product Ras-related protein Rab-7A. Bases 1 to 621 code for a protein of 206 amino acids. The transcript has 4 exons. Gene Ontology annotation, molecular function: GTP binding; GTPase activity. Gene Ontology annotation, biological process: regulation of vacuole fusion, non-autophagic. The record is from RefSeq and is a predicted model, not a curated record. Gene Ontology annotation, cellular component: late endosome; phagocytic vesicle; vacuole. NCBI's taxonomy places the organism in Eukaryota, Fungi, Basidiomycota, Malasseziomycetes, Malasseziales, Malasseziaceae.
AUGGCGACCAGGAAAAAGGUGUUGCUGAAAGUCAUUAUUCUGGGCGACUCGGGUGUCGGCAAGACAUCGCUGAUGAACCAAUAUGUGAAUAAGCGCUUUUCGGCCGCCUACAAGGCGACGAUCGGCGCGGACUUUUUGACGCGCGAGGUCGUGGUCGAUGGCCGCUUGGUCACGAUGCAGCUGUGGGACACGGCCGGUCAGGAGCGAUUUCAGUCGCUCGGCGUGGCGUUCUACCGCGGCGCGGACUGCUGCGUGUUGGUGUACGAUGUCAACAAUCCCAAGAGCUUUGAGACGCUCGACAGCUGGCGCGAUGAGUUCCUCAUUCAGGCGAGUCCGCACGAUCCGGACAACUUCCCGUUCGUCGUGCUCGGCAACAAGAUUGACGUGGAAGAAAGCAAGCGCGUCGUGUCCCAAAAGCGGGCUAUGACGUGGUGCCAGAGCAAGGGCCAUAUCCCGUACUUUGAGACAUCGGCCAAGGAGGCUAUUAACGUCGAGCAGGCGUUCCAGACGAUUGCCAAGAAUGCGCUGCAGCAGGAGGCGGAGGCGGAGCUGUAUGCCGACUAUCCAGACCCUAUCCGAAUUGACGCGUCGAAUUCGCGCGCGUCUGGCUGCAACUGCUAA